Aspergillus wentii DTO 134E9 is the source of this 911-nucleotide messenger RNA. RefSeq lists its product as uncharacterized. Bases 56 to 799 code for a protein of 247 amino acids. Lineage: Eukaryota; Fungi; Ascomycota; Eurotiomycetes; Eurotiales; Aspergillaceae. The record is from RefSeq and is a predicted model, not a curated record. The transcript is spliced from 4 exons.
GGCAGCAGUUCAAAAUUCACAACCCUCCUAGAUUACCAUCUCAAACACCCUCACCAUGAAAUACAACUUGAAUCCAAUGAGCCUUACGUUGCUCAUUUAUCUAACAGCUAUCCUCAAUGCAGGCUUCUCAAACGCCAAGUCCCUAGAAAAAAGGGUUCUUACUCCAACUGGGAUUUCACGAGCUUGUAAUAACUUCAGGUUUGAAAAUGUUCACUAUGGAACAACUGUCUGUGUUGGGCUCUCCGGCACUGAUUUGAUUGUCACCUACCCGGAGGUUUAUGUCUGGCCUAAUACUACCCCUUUCCCAUAUGAGAGUGCCGAUGUCUGGAUUGGUACCGGCCAGCCACCCAGCACCUCUCCAGGCGGAUAUCCAUACAGAACUAAUAAUGGAUACUGUACCUUUAACAGUGGGCAUACCGCGGUUACAUGCAAAAUUCCCUUAAACAAGUUCACCAACAAUGCAUGUGCCGGUGUGCCAUUCAAUAUUAUCACCCAUGCACAUGUAACCGAUCAAGGAGAGGCAUGGGGUGGAUGGGAUUGCGUUGAACCGGACUGCGAUCCCAAGAACUACUAUUGGUCAUUUGAUAUUACGUGUGAGGAUAUCAAGACAUGCUACUGCUGCCGUUCUGCAGUGAAUCCUUUUGGGUCUUUCAAAGGUGCGGGAUCAGGAUGUCGAAAAUGCCCAGAGUGUCGUGUGGGAAAUGAUGCUCCUUGUGCCAGUCCACAGCCUAGAAAACUGUGCUGUGACAAAGUUAUUGCUAGCGGCUCAGAUCCAAAUAUUGGAGUUGCUUGUGCGUGACUAAAAGGUUCACCGUGAUUGGCAAGUAUGUUAUGGGCGGCUGCUUUGGUCUUAUUUUCUUCAUUCUGCUAGUUUAUUUGAGGCGUGAGAGUAAUAUGAAGUAAUUGAGCAG